AGGCGGAAGUCGCAGGUUGUAUUGGGAAUCUCGUGUGCUUUUUUUCCCCCCACUUGAGGGGCAUGAGGUUUGUCUCGGUUGCCGGGAUUCGGUGCGUGUGAUGUAGGCUCGGGUCCGUGUGUCCGGCAGCAGCAUGACCAAGCUGCAGGGGAUGGAGUUCUGGCGGCAGGGUCUGAGGGGUGCUCGCCUAGUGCUGGCUCCCAUGGUGGAUCAGAGUGAGCUGGCCUGGAGGCUGCUGAGCCGGAGGCACGGGGCCCAGCUCUGCUACACCCCAAUGCUGCACGCCCAGGUCUUUGUGCGAGAUGUAAAUUACCGUAAAGAGAACCUGUACACCGAGGUGUGCCCCGAGGACCGGCCCCUCAUCGUUCAGUUCUGCGCAAAUGACCCGGAAGUGUUUGUUCAGGCUGCGCUGCUGGCCCAGGAUUAUUGCGAUGCCAUUGAUCUGAACCUGGGCUGCCCCCAGAUGAUUGCAAAGAGGGGUCACUACGGAGCCUUUCUGCAGGACGAGUGGGAGCUUCUGAAGAAGAUGGUUCAGCUGGCCCACGAGAAACUCUCUGUGCCCAUCACGUGCAAAAUCAGAGUUUUUCCUGAAAUUGAGAAAACCGUAGAAUACGCCAAGUUACUGGAGAAAGCCGGAUGCCAGCUGCUUACGGUACACGGCCGCACUAAGGAGCAGAAAGGCCCGUUAACCGGAGUGGCGUCCUGGGAGCACAUCAAAGCCGUCCGGAAUGCUGUCAACAUACCCGUGUUUGCGAAUGGGAACAUCCAGUACCUGUGUGACGUGGAGCGGUGCAUUCAGGAGACGGGGGUGCACGGAGUCAUGAGCGCCGAGGGGAACCUUCACAACCCGGCCCUGUUCGAGGGGAAGAAUCCUGCGGCGUGGGAAAUGGCAGACGAGUACUUAGACCUGGUGCAUCAGUACCCCUGCUCUCUGUCCUUCGUCCGAGCUCAUUUAUUUAAACUCUGGCAUCACACCCUACAGGUAUAUCAGGAGCUCCGCGAAGAUCUGGCUAAAGCGAAAACGCUAGAAGGCAUCAUUGCCGUGAACCAAGCUCUGAAGUGCCGGUGCCAGGAGGAAAUCGCCCGUAGAAACGGGGAGGUUGUCGCCACGGCGUUGCCGUUCCCUCACUGGAUCUGUCAGCCUUACGUCCGGCCUCCGCCGAAGGAUGUUCUCAAAGAAGAUGGCGGAGCGAGAGGAAAACGCGCCUUAGAAGACGAGGAAAGCGGAAACACGGAACAGAUUUCAAAGAACAAGCAGAAGAAAAAGCUGCGCAACCCGAAUAAGUGUUAUGAUCCGUCUUUAAAACCUAAAUAUGCAAAAUGUGAUCAAUGUGGAAACCCAAAGGGCAAUAAGUGCGUCUUUAAUUUGUGUCGGAGCUGCUGCAAGAAACAAGCUUUCAGGGAAAUGUCAGACUGUGCAGGUCACGGGCUGCUUUUUAAAACCAAAUAUGAAAAGUCUGCUCAGUUUAAAAGUGCCCAGAACAUAGAAGGCGCGGAGAAGGCCCUGACCGAAUCCAAGCUCCUCCAGCAACCCCCUGAGAUAAAAGCCUGAACUACUUCCGGAGGCUUCCGUGCCGAUUUACUCAGGGAAAUGGUCUUUUACGCGGUGCCCAGGGGACGCCCCGUGCCCCCCCCUUACAGGUCGCCGGGGGCACUUCCAUGUCUUUGCACUCGUGACUUUUUAAGAUUUUUAAGCUUUAACGGAUGUGAUGUCAUUAUUAUUAUUAUUAUUACGCUCCUUUAGCCUUUUUAAAUCCCAGGGCGCAAGACGUUUAUCUCGGCAAGAACUGGACGCGUCGCAGAGCUGAAGCUUUUAACCGUUUCGGAAAUAAAGAUGUACCUUAAUUAUUCAA
Molecule: messenger RNA, 1853 nt
Organism: Spea bombifrons (plains spadefoot toad)
Lineage: Eukaryota; Metazoa; Chordata; Amphibia; Anura; Pelobatidae
Gene: DUS1L
Product: dihydrouridine synthase 1 like
Exons: 13
Coding region: 134-1552 (472 amino acids)
Biological process (GO): tRNA processing
Molecular function (GO): tRNA dihydrouridine synthase activity; flavin adenine dinucleotide binding
Source: RefSeq, a predicted model, not a curated record